CCAACAGUAAAGCACUGUUAUUCAAAAAUACAGUUGAAUACUGUGAAUGCAAACCGUUUUUGGAAAAAAAACUUUUAAUCGCAAACUGCUGUUUAAUUCAACGGUACAGAACAGUAUUUUUUAAGUCUAGUCACGUGUCCAAAGCUGUUUCGAAUGCUCACAACUCCUCAGAAGAGAAACCUGCAGGUCUAAUCUGAGCAAGAUCAUCAAAUCUAGCCUCAUCUUUUCACCUGGUGUACGUAAAUAUUGCAGAACGAAGGAUAAAGAGUUUUAGAACACAACAAUUUUGAGGUUUGUCCCGAGUCGACUAUGAACUGAACGGCUGAAGCUGAACUGGUCGAGAUAAACGGCAUUCCCGCACUGGGUUUUCCCUCCUUGCUUGAGGUAAAUGCAAUUUUAUCAUUUUCAAUGUUACACUGUACUAACCUUUAUUAUAUUAUUUGCUAAUAACAAAUCGAUUUUUCUGAGUAUUAUGUACUGAAUUAGCAACAUGUUAGCUACGUUUGCAUUCGACGUAAGUUUAGUUUAUUUUAGCUCAAAGAGGGCUUGUGUUAAACUAGCAUGGUUAUUUUGCCGUUGAUAUUUGCUGACUGCAUUAUAAAAUGUUAAUCUGCAAUAUUUGCAAUAAAACCUGCAGCAAUUCCUUUACGCAUGUCAGGCACAUGCGGAUGCAUAGUUUUUUGCCUAAUGCAACGUUUAAGUGCGGUUUCCCUCAGUGCACAAGAGUUUUUUCAAAAUUUUCAGCCUUUAAGUGUCACACAUAUGGUCAUAAAUUUGGAAAGAAUAAGACUAAACUGCAUAAAACUGAUGAUUUAACGUGUCACGUUGACUUUUGUAGCUCGAAGUGUGAGGAUAUCCGGGGUCUAAUCUUACACCUGAAAAACCACAUUACUGAAGGUAAGACUGUUACAUGCCCAUUCAGAAAAUGUAACCAAAAAUUUACUGUCAAGUCUACAUUCACAUCACAUGUCUCAAGAAAGCAUAAACAUUGUUCUAAUGAAAGUCUACUUGACUCAGUUGCAAAUCCUGCCAGUACUAGUGAUGGUAAUAAUACAAGUUGUGAUAUGCAAACUGACGAUUUCUGUCCUGAAGAAAUGGAUGUGUUCCCAGAAAAGGAAGAUGAAGGAGAAUUUAUAAGACAUUUGGCCUUGUUUUAUCUGAAACUUCAAUCUAAAUUGCUCCUUCCAUCUUCUACUAUUCAAACCAUCAUUGAACACUAUCAGGAAAUACAUGACAUAAAUCAGUCACAUCUAAUUUCCAAACUUGUGGAUAAAUUGACAUUGCUUGGACUAACUAAAGAUGACAUAAACACUGUGAUUGAUACCAUGAAAAGUGAGGAUCUCCACAGGGCUUGUAAUACUCAUGCACUUAAAUCUGACCAUAAGAGAAAAAAAUUUUUCAAAAAUAACUUUAGUUAUGUAGAGCCCGAAUCCAUUUGUCUUGGUAAAAAUGAGUCGGGCAACGAAUGUUUUGUGCAAUAUAUUCCUGUGAAAAACACGAUUGUGUCCCUUUUGUCCUCAGAGUCAGUGAGAGACCAGCUACAGCAAAUACAAACUAGAGUCCAGACUGAUAAUAUUUUUCAGGAUUUGUGGGAUGGCACAAACAUUAAAAAGAACUUACUACUCAAGCACACAACAUCUUCAAUUGGCAUAAUCCUUUAUCAGGAUGCCUUUGAAGUAGUAAACCCCCUAGGGUCAGGGAGGAAAAAGCACAAGAUUUUAGCCAUGUAUCUGACACUUGCAAACAUUUUACCACACAACAGAUUGAGUCUUGAUCAGAUGCAACUUGUACUGUUAUGUCGAGAACAAGACUAUAAGCAUUUUGGACAGAAUCUAGUGUUUGGCUCUCUGGUGAAAGAUUUAAAGGAUUUUGAGACAAAUGGAGUAAUACUGCCAGAUGGCCAGCUCUGCAAAGGAACCCUUUAUGCAAUUUCAGGUGACAAUUUGGGUUCACACAAUAUUGGGGGCUUCACUGAAAAUUUUAGCAGAAGCUCAUAUUUUUGCAGGUAUUGUGAGAUUAAUCGGGAAGCAUUUCUGGCAGACCCUCUGGCCAAGGGCCCUGACCGCACACCACAGUCAUUUCAGAAACAUGUUGAGGAUCUGAGUUGUAACGUAGAAUCACGUGACUGUGGUGGUGUUAAAUUUGACUCCAUCUUCAAUGAGCUCACAUAUUUUCAUGUAUGUCAGCCCGGAUUACCUCCUUGCCUUGGUCAUGACCUUUUUGAGGGCGUUGUCUCAACUGAUUUGGUGUUAUACCUCAACCACCUUGUGUCAAAAGAGAAAAACUUUACUUAUGUUCAGUUGAAUCGGCGCAUAAAUCAAUUUAAAUAUCUAGGCAAUGAUGCUAACAACAAACCUUCUGAGGUGAACCCAGGGGCUGGAAAACUCUCCGGACAUGCAGUUCAAAAUUGGUGUUUCCUGCGAAUGUUGCCAGUGUUAAUUGGUGAUAAAAUAAAAUGUCCUGAAGAUAGUGUAGCAUGGCAACUUAUCUUACAGCUGAGAGAAAUUGUAGAGCUUGUUUGUGCACCAGCAAUUUCCACAGGUCAGGUAGCCUAUUUACGAGUUCUGAUAGAUGAAUAUUUGCAUACCAGAACACAGAGUUUUGGGGAACAUCCACUUAAGCCUAAGCAUCACUACCUAAAUCAUUAUCCAGAACUUAUCAUUCAGUUUGGGCCACUCAUCCGUUUAUGCACAUUAAGGUUUGAAAGUAAGCAUACUUACUUCAAACAAUGUGCAAGGAAGCUUCAUAACUUCAAAAACCUCUGCAAAACUCUUGCUGAAAGACAUCAACUUUUACAAUCUUUUCUAAGUACUGGGUCACUGUUCCCACCCUCUGUAGUAGUAGAGAAGGGAACUGAAUUCAUUGCUGGAGACUACAAUGCCAAGAUAAUACAGUCAGUUGGUCAUCUGAACUUUGAUCCUCUUCAUACACUUAUAAGUCAUAGUGUGACUGUAAAAGGGACAACUUAUAAGAGCAACAUGUUUGUGGUGAUAGGCCAUAAUGAUGACGGACUUAUAGUAGGACAAAUCAAAAAGGCUAUCAUUCAUAACAAUUCAGCUGUGUAUUUUAUCACUGAGGUAUACCAGGCUGUUCGUCAACCUUACAGUAACAGUUAUUGCACUACACCAAUGCAGGAGGCCUAUUACUGUGUCAGUCAAUCAGAGCUUCUUGAUUAUUACCCACUGCCUAAAUAUUCAGUUUGUGGCAUGUCUUUGGUAACUCUUCACCACUCUGUCCCCACAUUUUAGAUUCCUUUCCUACAUGUCAAUCCAUAACGAGAUAAAGGCUAUCAUCCUCAGGGCUUUGCCCAGUCUGACUGAGGAGAUUCGAGAACAUGUCAUCACUUCACUUGAACGCUCAGGUGUGGAAUCUAUAGAAGACCUCGUAUAUGUACAACAGGAAGAUCUCAAAGAUGUCCUGCCUAUUAUACAGCAAAGGAAACUUUUGGAGGCAUUCAAACUUGAAACUACAAAAGUCACACUUGAUCUCCAAAUAUUGCCAGAUGAGUCAACAGAUACAAGUAUGUCUUCACUCUCCAGUCCACAGCCUUGCACAUCUUCAAGCUCAAGCUCUUCACGAGCAUCAACACCUUGUACUUUAAGCAAGGCAAGCCAAUCACCCAACAUAUCCAGUAAGUGGUAUGAAAAUUUUGAGAUUCCUUGGGAUAAAAUGCCUGUGGAAGUGCAGUCAGCUAUUGCCAACAGCAAGCGCCCUGCUCCUGACAAGCGACGCCAGAUGAUACGUAUCCUAGCUGAUGAAAUCAGGAAAUGUGAGAAUAACCCCACACGCAAUGAAUGUCUCAUCAUCUGCCGCAACAUUGUUAAGCAUUUCCCCAACAGUUUUGCAGAUAUGACACCAAGCGGUGUCAUCAUUGGUAGUGGAUGUACUUCACUGCUUUGUCAAUUAAAAACAAGAAUUGAGAACAUGAACCGUGCAGGGACAAAGAACAGACUCCGAACUUCAAAAGUGCCUGGACAACAGCAUCAGAGGCCAAGUGAUUCUUAUGGAUGCACACAAUUUAACCCUGAACUGCCACCAGAAGAAACAUAUGAAACACUGGAGCAGAAGAGGCAACAGUUGGAGACCAUUUAUAGACAAGAAGGUAUUCGCAGUGGUGAGAAGGGGGAAGUGAUUAACCUUAUGAAAACAACAUUCUGUCUUCAGCGUAGACACAUAAAUCAGGCUCCAUCACCGUCCAUCGAAGAUAUGAGAAUCCAGUGGCCUUACCUUUUUACACAAAGAGGUAUCUUCAUUCACUUCGAGUUACUAACUGACAUUAACGUGUUACGUGUCUUGGACCUAUCCAUUAAGGAAUGUGGACAGGGAAUCAGGAAGUACCUGCAGACCAAAUCAAAGAACAAAGAUGUGCAGUCUAUCGUCACCCAGGAUGAAGAUGGAGAGUUGACUCUAAUACAGCUGCUGAUGGCCUACUUCGAUGAAGGGAUAGAGGGACUAAUACUCCGUGCUGAUAUAUCUGCCACGGCAGCAGAUGUUGAGAGCACUCUGACCAUCCCCGCCUCUCCACGACUGAUACUGCUGUUUGCCGGUGAUGAAGCCACAAUUGGAGGAUGGAUGAUCACCAUCGAAAAUCAUGUAAUCUGUGAAGGUGUCGACCAAAGCAUCAUCACAGGGCUAGCUGCAGUUUUCUCUACUUACUACAUCUUUAAUCUACAGUACCAAGAAGAAGCUUCAAGGACCCUGGAGUUUGUACAAAGGCGCUUCAUUGGUUUGAAUCCAGAGAGAGGGACAAAGGCCAGCCAGGUGAAGGUGAUCUCCAAAAAGACGGGGAAACUUGUCCAUAAAAAGACUGCAACUGUGAAUGUCCACGUAGCCAACCUGAUAAAAAAUCUUUUGGACUUUGAGUGGGGUUUUGUGCAGUAAUACAAAGCCAGUACAGCUGAUGUUCAACAUCCUGUUUCAGAGCUGAAGUCGCUGCUGUGCUCUGCAGUUGAGUGUUAAUGCAAAGUCAGUACAUUGUUCUGCAUUUGAGUGUUCAGUUGAAGUCAGUGCAGUAUUCUGCGAUUGAGUGUUAAUGCAAAGUCAGUACAUUGUUCUGCAUUUGAGUGUUCAGUU
This is a messenger RNA of Carassius carassius (crucian carp), 5073 nucleotides long. RefSeq lists its product as uncharacterized. The transcript has 5 exons. The record is from RefSeq and is a predicted model, not a curated record. NCBI's taxonomy places the organism in Eukaryota, Metazoa, Chordata, Actinopteri, Cypriniformes, Cyprinidae. The coding region runs from base 3262 to 4881 and encodes 539 amino acids.